Molecule: messenger RNA, 4620 nt
Organism: Phasianus colchicus (ring-necked pheasant)
Lineage: Eukaryota; Metazoa; Chordata; Aves; Galliformes; Phasianidae
Source: RefSeq, a predicted model, not a curated record
UUUACUUGAAUCUGUGUAGAGUUCUUCCUGAGCAGAAUUUCUGGCGUUUGGGCCUUUAAUGAGCACUAAAGAAAAAUCAUUAAUGGGGACAGAAAUAAAAGUACUGAAGAUGGUGCCCAUACACUAUACACUUAAGUUUACGUGCUUGUAUGUUUAAGCACAAGAUGAUACAAAAUAAGGUCAGGGGAAAUCAUCCUGUAUGUAUCCCAAAAGAUAUCUGAUAUGCCCAAAGACAGCAAAGCCCUGUUUAUUCAAAAUACUUUGGGAACAUCAAAACAUUUGGAUAAACAGGGCUUCAAAUAAUUGAGGGAGUUAUUGUAUAAGUAAUUCACACCAGGGGACAUAACCUAGAUUCAAAGGAGUGAGUUUCAUAUCAAGGGUUAUAGAUAAAUGGGAUUUUAGUCUAUAUGAACAGAAGAAAUAAACAGCAUCUGAAGAAUUAAGGAAGAAAGAGGUGUCCAAAUAUUUUUUUUUUUCAAGAAGAGUUGAGAAUGAAAGGUCAAAGUUGCUGCAAUAGGUCACAGAGCAGAAUACUCCUACAGAAUCAAAAUAGCAAGUAAAUAAAUUACACCAAAAGGGUUUGGAUUUCUUCUGUUUGGUUUUUAAACUCACUGACCUCCUAGUCAGGGUCAUAUGAAUGAAUAGUUUUUGCUCUUAUCCCAGUCAUGACACUGGCAUAUAUUUUGUGGCAGAAAGCGGGGAUUUGUAGUAUUCAGGGAACUGUUAAGUUAUUUUCCUCACAGCACAAUGGAAGCAAACUGCAAAAUAUGCAAGUUGGGUCUUUUAUGGCAAUACUGCCUGAAUGCUCAUCUUUCUAUUUAUAUCAUGACCCAGACAUGGUUUAUCUACAUACAAACACCUCAUCAUCUCCAACCAAAAGCCCUCUAAAAUACAAAUUUUAAAAGUUGUUGUGUGUGAAAGAUAGUUGGCAAUGCAUGUUGCUAAUAUGAUUGCAUGGAUAAUUUAGCAAUUUGGACAUACUGACAGCCCUGCCAGGUGCCUGUUCCUCACACCAUGAUGCCUCACCUCACGACACCCUGGUCAAGUGAAGGAAAGCCUCUGCUGCACAAUGCAUGCGGAAAGAGUUCCAGAGAUGUAUUCUCGACACCUGGUUGCCCUGUUAAAGAUCUCCUGAUGUUUUUGAACCUUGUGCUUUCAGCCUCUGAAAAUGUUUUGCCUGCAGCCCUCACAGCUGCUCUGCAGAGGGACGCAACACAGCGUCUUUGCCUCAGUGGUUUUGGCGGGAAGAGCAGGGUCGAGCGGUCGCCAUAUUGCCACAGGCACUUGGAGGGCUUGUUGCACCCUCUCCUCUCAGCCUCGUGGCUUCACGGCUCUGCCAGACAUGGGUAAAUGCCAUCCCAGCAUUGGGAAAGAUUGGAGAAGUAAAAAUUUGUAGUUUCACAAGAGUGAUAUGGGAGAGGAGGCGAGUAAAUGCCUGUGAGGUGCUGGAAGGUACCGUUGGUGACAGUGGAGCCAAUCCUCUCAGAGGAGAAGCAGCCGUUAGCAGGCAGCCCCACAGGGUGAGAGAGGUCUGAGGACAAGCAGAGCGCUAGGGGCACCACUGGUUUGCUGGCAGGCUUGUCAUGGCUUUUCUCUGUGACUGAAGAAUCUCUGCUGUGCAUUUCUUGGUUGCAGUUCAAAAAGGAUAUUCCAACCAGUUUGCUAUCUGGAGCAGUGCAGAGAAGAGAAGCUCCUAGAGAGAACAAGGCGUGCGGAGCCCAGAUCACCAGCAUCAUGCUCCUUGGGCUUGGAUCGUAGAUCCCCCCUCUUUGAACAUUAAAAUAACUCCUUCGCACAUCAGCGUCCCAGACAGAUCCAGCGAGACAACAGGCACGUGAAGGAGAGUGAAAAGAAAGAGGAGGAAGAGAAAAAUCUGCAACCAAGUGGACUAAAGCAAAAAGAAAGAGUGCUUUGCUUGCACAGCUGCAAAGUGGGAAUUUAAAGAACUGCAGAGAGAAAUUCCAGCUCAUCAGCACAUACACAUUGCAGAAUUACAGAUCCAGGUAGAAAUGACAUCAACAGGGAAAGAAGGCAGCGGAGCUCAACAUGCACAAUAUGUUGGACCCUAUCGUUUGGAGAAAACCCUAGGAAAAGGACAGACAGGGCUUGUGAAGUUGGGGGUUCACUGUGUCACAUGUCAGAAGGUUGCGAUAAAAAUUGUCAACAGAGAGAAGCUCAGCGAGUCGGUGCUAAUGAAGGUGGAGCGGGAAAUAGCCAUCCUGAAGUUGAUAGAGCAUCCCCAUGUUUUAAAGCUGCAUGACGUUUACGAAAAUAAAAAAUAUUUGUACUUGGUGCUAGAACACGUGUCAGGUGGGGAGCUCUUCGACUAUCUUGUAAAAAAGGGAAGAUUGACACCAAAAGAAGCCAGGAAGUUCUUCCGACAAAUCAUCUCUGCUUUAGACUUCUGCCAUAGUCAUUCAAUAUGCCACAGGGACUUAAAACCAGAAAACCUACUGCUGGAUGAAAAGAACAAUAUCCGGAUAGCAGACUUUGGGAUGGCAUCGCUGCAGGUUGGGGACAGCUUGUUAGAAACCAGUUGUGGAUCACCGCAUUAUGCCUGCCCUGAAGUUAUCCGGGGAGAAAAGUAUGAUGGAAGGAAAGCAGACGUCUGGAGCUGUGGAGUCAUUUUAUUUGCGUUGCUAGUGGGUGCCCUGCCAUUUGAUGACGACAACUUGCGGCAGCUGUUGGAGAAGGUGAAACGUGGAGUGUUCCACAUGCCACAUUUUAUCCCUCCGGACUGUCAGAACCUCUUGCGGGGGAUGAUUGAAGUGGAUGCCUCGAAACGUCUCACGCUAGAACAUAUUCAGAAACACAUAUGGUAUAUAGGGGGUAAGAAUGAGCCAGAACCAGAGCAACCAAUCCCUCGAAAGGUGCAGAUUCGUUCUCUCCCUUCCUUGGAGGAUAUUGAUCCAGACGUGUUAGAUAGCAUGCACUCGUUAGGCUGCUUCCGUGACCGAAAUAAACUCUUACAGGACUUGUUGUCAGAAGAAGAAAACCAAGAGAAAAUGAUUUAUUUUCUUCUGCUUGAUCGGAAGGAGAGAUAUCCUAGUCAUGAAGAUGAGGAUCUUCCCCCUAGAAAUGAAAUAGAUCCCCCCAGGAAGCGUGUGGACUCCCCAAUGCUGAACAGGCAUGGGAAGCGACGACCAGAAAGGAAGUCGAUGGAGGUUCUCAGUGUGACAGAUGGCGGCUCCCCCGUCCCUGCUCGCAGAGCUAUUGAAAUGGCACAACAUGGACAGAGUAAAACAAUGUUCAGUAAAAGCCUGGAUAUCUCUGAAGCCAAUCCCAAAUUCAACAAAGAAGAAAGGUCUCGGUCAAUCAGCGGCGCUUCAUCUGGGCUCUCCACCAGUCCUCUCAGCAGUCCAAGGGUCACCCCUCACCCCUCUCCAAGGGGAAGUCCCCUCCCUACCCCCAAGGGGACACCUGUCCAUACGCCAAAGGAGAGCCCAGCAGGCACACCCAACCCAACACCACCAUCCAGCCCCAGCAUUGGAGGAAUGCCAUGGAGAACACGGCUCAACUCAAUCAAGAAUAGUUUCCUGGGGUCUCCUCGCUUCCAUCGCCGGAAAUUGCAAGUACCUACACCAGAGGAAAUGUCCAAUUUAACCCCAGAAUCAUCCCCAGAGCUUGCCAAAAAAUCCUGGUUUGGUAACUUCAUUAAUCUGGAGAAAGAAGAACAGAUUUUUGUGGUCAUUAAGGACAAACCACUAAGCUCCAUUAAGGCUGAUAUUGUCCACGCUUUCCUGUCGAUUCCAAGCCUCAGUCACAGUGUCAUCUCACAGACAAGUUUCCGUGCAGAGUACAAGUCCACAGGAGGUCCUGCUGUCUUCCAGAAGCCGGUUAAGUUCCAGGUGGACAUAACAUACACAGAAGGGGGAGAAGCGCAGAAGGAAAAUGGGAUCUAUUCUGUCACUUUCACACUCUUAUCAGGUCCAAGCCGCCGUUUUAAGAGGGUAGUAGAAACCAUUCAGGCACAGUUGUUAAGCACACAUGACCAGCCUUCAGUGCAGCAAUUAUCAGACACCACUAACUGUAUGGAGUUGAUGACUGGCAGACUUUCCAAAUGUGACGAGAAGAACGGGCAGGUGAGCCAUCCCCCCGGCACGCCAACCAAGCAUAGCGCAAACAGCAAGCGGAGCGAUUCCGGUUCUAAUGACUAUGGGUCUAGAGGAGACAAUAAGUACCCUGCUGGCAAAGACAAGGCAAAGAUGGUCUCAUCAGUCGGCCUACAAGACCAACCUUAAAUAAACACAUAAAAAAUUAAAUAACUUAGAAACAAAAUCAGAAACAAAAUAAAUAAAGCAAGAAAGAAUGAAAGAAUAUUCCUUAGCGAGCUAGCCUCUAAACUAGAAGGAUGUAUAUACCUUGCCACAACAGUACAAAACUGUCUAUAGACAAAUUUUGUAUGAAGGAAUGACUGUAUAUAUAUACAUAUAUAUAUUUAUAUAUGAUAUAUAAUAUAUAUCUCAGAAACAAACACAAAAACAAACGAACGAAAGAAUGAAAAGAAAAGAAAGAAAAGAAAAGGUAGCACAGAUGACAAACCCAGUUCGACAGAUCUUGGGUUGUGGUUUUUUUUUUAUUGCUUCUUUUUUUUUUUCCUCCCUUUUUUUGAAUGUUUUU